This is a messenger RNA of Bombus huntii, 8617 nucleotides long. RefSeq lists its product as uncharacterized. Gene Ontology annotation, molecular function: protein binding. Bases 1877 to 6634 code for a protein of 1585 amino acids. The record is from RefSeq and is a predicted model, not a curated record. The transcript has 20 exons. Gene Ontology annotation, biological process: generation of neurons; establishment or maintenance of polarity of embryonic epithelium; protein localization to plasma membrane. NCBI's taxonomy places the organism in Eukaryota, Metazoa, Arthropoda, Insecta, Hymenoptera, Apidae. Gene Ontology annotation, cellular component: adherens junction; plasma membrane.
AUGUGUAAAAAAUAUACGUGUUUUGUUUGUAUUUGAACACACAUUUUUAAGAGUCGAAUUGGUGGGGGAAUCAAUCCAUACGUUAUACUGCGAGCAUUACCCUGUAAUAGUGAAUUUGAUACAGUAAAAUGUGCUUACGUCGCCGACACGGAGGUGCAGUUUAAAUAAAAACGGGAAGAAUCUUUUAUGAAAAUUGAUAGAGUAAAAGAUAAAAUCGACGAAUCGGUAGGGUAAGUCGAAGAUGGUGGGGUUGCCGCCACGAGAAUGACGACGGCGCCGUGGCGGCCGCUACUGCCGCCGCUUCGCGGCGAGGGAUGGAGAUCAGCGGACGACAAGCGAUGUCAGGGCUGCUGCCGCCGUCGGUUAACACGCACAGGUUCACACCCAUCCUCGACAAUACACUUUAGAGCUUCGGUGUCGCGGGAAACUGAUAGGACGAUCUUCUUCAGGAGUCAGUUCCAUAGUGUAGUGAAUCGAUGCGAAUGGCUCGUGUCUCAGAAUCUUUGGAAAUAAUCGAAUAGAACGAUAAGUGAUGUGCUUCUGGAGCUGAAUAGGGUGGCCGAAUUUGUUUCUAAUUCGCGAGAUCGUACAGUCAAACCUAAAGAACAGAAGAUACGCUAAUCAUUACAGCACGAUAAAGAUUUGCGAACGUUCAUCGGGAAUACAGGUUAAUCGUUUCACGGUGAAAUCCUCUUUUGAUCCUGCCUGAUCGAGAUGUCGCAAGUAUCCUCCGCCGAGGGAGGCAUAGAAUGAAGAUGAUGUAGACAACAAACGAGAGGCGAGAGGCAGAAUCACGUAGAAACGACGACCUGUAAAGCAACAGUGCUCUCUUGUGUAAUGAAAUUCCAUCGUAGGACGUGCAUUUGAUUGGGACCUACCGUCGACGAAAGUGAGGGGAAGUUAGCAUGAGGAUAGCCCGUGUUAGUCCGGUCUCGACUCCGAAUCGAGGCUCCUUCGCGGUUCCCGAAUGCCACCCGAACAGACCCAUGCAGUUAAGGAUGCGAGCAGUCAGGAUGACCGAAGCAAGCAAGGAGUCGCGUUCAGUGAAAGCUUUAAUCAAUAAGCUAGGACUCGAGGGAUUCUGAAUUUGUUGAUCGUUCGAGAAGCGAGUCUUCGUUGCAAGGAUGUAGGGGGACCCAUACUCGGGGCCCCAGUGAGGGUUUCCUCCAAGGACUCUUCCGAAUCGCUCGUAUUAACCAAAACUAAAACGAACGUUAAAAGAAGCUUCAUUACGAAUCCCUCGUACUCGUAUUAAAAUAUAUAAAGAGAAAUAUAUAAAAAAGAACGAUAUUAUUCCUCCUGUGAUUUUUCGAGUUUGCAGCAGACCCUACCGAAAGUAUAUUAAGUACCAACGUACUUAAUCAAGAGGAACGAUCGGAUAACGCUACGUGUUCGUUAGCAACGUUUUUUUAAGGAAUAUCCGCCGCUAGUUCUCUUGUCGUUUUAGUCAUUUAAUCGGUGUACGUAAAUAUAACAACCUUAGGUAAUUGUUAGUGAAGUUGAAAGUUCCCGGGGCGGCUCGACAAUUGCAUCGGUUCGAAUCAGCCGAGCGAAAACUGUGUCAAACCCGUCGUCGAAAAAUUUUGGCUCCAGUCUUAAAACCUGAAAAACAGAGAAAAAUAGAGAAGCAAAAAAAAAAAGGAAGAAAUAGAAUCGAAAGAGAGGAAGAAGGAAGAUAGAAUGCGUUUACGUCUAAGAAAACGUGGAUGUUGUUAGUAGUAUAUGUAGAUCGUGAUAUAUCGAUGGAUAUAUAAAAUGAGAUGCGAAGAUGCAAGAGGAAACGAAAAGAAUGGGACGCGGUAACGACGUUAAUAUCGGCGAAUCGUUUUUUCGGUGAUGAUAGGGCGGCUGCGCCUAUCAUCGACUUUAAUCAAGCAUGUCGCGUCAAGAUUCGCCUGAAGCAUCGUUUUCUCCUGGUAAUGGAGUAGACCAGUGUCUAUCGUUGAAGCCAGGAGAAAUGAUCGAUCUAGGGGGAUAUAUUAUCAUAUUGAUCAACGAGAAUGACAAGAUCAAACUGUACGGUUCUCCGGCCAACAACAGGGACACGUUGGAAGCGGUCGACGAAAUUUUAGAAGUUAACGGUAGCAGGCUGGAAAAUUCCAGUCAAUCGGAAAUCAUUCAAUACAUAUGUCAGUGCGUCAGCUCACGAACGAUAUGUCUGCGAGUGCGGAAGAAAAGAGGAAAGGACAAGGAUACGAGUGACGCGAAACAGACGCGGUUAAUCGUUUCAUUAUCGUUGGACCGCGGAUUCUUACUCAUCUACGAUACUAAUGCGUAUUACGUAGUGCCGGACGAGUUCAGCUCUGGUCUGGUGCAAGAAGCUUGGGUCAUCGCCAUCGAAAGGCGUGCGAAGGAACGAUUCAAGCGGCUCACGUCUCACUGGAGGUUCCAGCCGUGCGAUAUUCUGGACAAAGAGAUCAACGAGGCAGUCGCGUCCACGAGCGGGGACAGCGCGAGCAAAAAUGUGACGGGCAACCAAAUUACCGUGACGCUUGUCGACAAGGAACAGAUCACGAACGUCUUCACUCCUAAGCUAAGCAACGGUACCAUACCUAAGGGCAUAGUGAAAGAGACGAAAGAAGCGAAGGAAGGGAAGGACGCGGCCGAGAAACAGCAGACCUGUCCAGAAGAAACGAAGCUUUUAACACCGGUGCAAGGCGGAAGAGUCGGUGAACGACGUGCCAGCAGUCCUUUCCAAAAUGGUCAGACAGAAGUCCUGAUCGGGGAGCUGGAGGGCGGCCCAAGGUCGCCGAGGGGAUCCACGUCUUCGGCGGUGAACGACGCCAAUUUCCUCAAUACACCGGAUGAACGUGACGAUCAGAAGCCCAUUUACAGGUCUCGAAGGCGUAGCGGCAGUGGCGUGACGGACUCGCAGCAGCAACAGCAGCAGCAGCAGAAGCCGCAGGAAGGGCUGGGUCCCGAUGAGAUGUGGGCUCCUGGCGGGCUAGGGCCUCACCGGGAGCUACCAGUCGACGUACCCGACACCCUUCUACAGAAGGCCUACCCCAACAAGUGCGUUCGAACGAACGGUCAGCCGCCGAUGCUGAAGAUCGAGUUGAAGAUCGAGUCGGAGAACCUCGAGGACGAGGACGAGUGCGGCAGAGAGAAGAAGAGAGAAGCUUCGAAGGAAGCGUUGGACACGGACAAAUAUAGGAACAGGAGUCCGUCGGCGUUGAGUUCGCCGGAUUUGAAGAACUUGAAGAGGAAUCUGAAGGAUUUCGAGGAGGACGAGGAGGACGAAGGAGUGAACGAGGAUAGCAGCGGGCAGAAGGAGUCGAGCGUCGACGUGGACGUGGAAGAGGAUUAUCCAUUCGCCAAGGAGGACUAUCCGACCAUGUUGAAGACCUGCAGCGACGACUCGGCCAGCCCGAGAAGCUCCUCGGGAAGGUCGGACAGCACCGCUCCGCUGGACAGUAGCCUGGUGUUGAGACACGCGAAAAACCGUGGCAAAGAUUCGCCAACCUACGACGCUAGGAGGAUAGAUCUGGGCUCACCGUGUAGACCCGUGGUGCCGGAGAUCAAAGUAGCGCCUCUGUUCGGCCGAGCCAGGGACGCCACGUCCUUCGACAAUCCUGCCUACGGUCUGGCCGAUCUGCAGGAUCUACAGGGGCUUCUCAUGAGAUCCGACGAGGUGUCCGACCUGACCAGGCUCAUAGACGAACAAUGCGCGAUUCCGAGGAUUCCGCGCGAUCCGCAGGACAGAGUGUCGUCCCCUGGCCGUAGCAAGGAUCAACAUCAGCACCAACGUGGCAGCGAAUUGGCCAAGUCGUCGGAACCGAACGCUCCAUCCGGCAAAUCGGUGAAAUCGUCGAAACCGAGGCGUCAAGAGGACAGAGGGAAGCUGAAGGCGAAGACGAGGAGUCUGGACGUGGAGGAGCUGAUACGAGCAGGAUCGAGCGACGAUCUGUUGGGAAUCGAAUCUGGCAGCAGCCUCUCCUCGUCCUCGAGGCAGCGGCCCAAGAAGAAGAGGCACCAGCAGAUCUCCAGCGGCUACUCUACCCUGAGGAGCGACGCGUCCACCGAUCUCGAGCACGUCGAUCGUAGCUUUCUGGUGGUCGGCGGCAAAACCUACCGCGAGGUGGCCGUCGACUGUCCGCCCGAUUUCGUCCCCGUGACCAAGUGCCACCCUGUCUAUCCUCCGCCGAACAAGACGCCCGGAAGCAGCAAGCACAACACCCUCGAGCCGAAACGCGAACGUAACGGCACUAUCGGCAGGGAUAAUAACGGUGGUUUGACGGUGCACGGGGACGACGGGAGUCGCGACUCGUGCGCUACGAGCAUCGUGGCCUCGCCCUGCGUUCGCUCGAACGACCUUGGUAGCUUCGUCACGCUACCAACCGCUGGCGAUCAGAGUAUAGCUGCCACGGAGAACGUAGUUACUAGGUCGCCCCGUACGUUAGACAGAAAGCACGAGAAGAAGACCGGUUUGAACGGGGUGAAACCUGCCAUCCCCCCGAGAGAUCAAAAGAGGGCACCUGCCAGACCGCCGAAAGAUAAUCUACGUUUGUCCACGCAGAACAAUAAUGUGGAGAGCACCGAUAACGCGAAUGCCGAGCCCACGCAACAGCAACUGCAUUCCAUCAGGAAAUAUCAGGAACAGCUGCGGAAACGAAAAGAUGAAGAGGAGAGACAGGAGAUACUCAAUCGGUCGCUACGCGGCUCUACCAAGUUGCACGCGUUGGAAAGCCACGCGACCAGUCUCUCGGGUCAGGAAAAUCUCGCGUACGCCCAGGACGAGGUGACCACCACCACCGUCAGCCGCGCACCGCAUGUCACCGCGAGCGCCACGCUAGAAGUCGAGGAGCCUCCCAGGCCCCUCACGUACGGAGAGGUCGUCGCGACGCUGGAGAGGCUACAGCUUCAGUUGCGCAAUAUUUCCGGUGCCCUAGGUAUUUCGGGACCCGGCGUGGAAGCGGAACUCGAAGCGGUGCGGACGCUCCUGGUGCAAAGUCGAUUCGCAUCUGCCCUCGCCACUCAUCACGCCCUCAGAAAUCGCUUAAGAUCCAACAAAGUUCUGAAACAUCACGCUGAAGACGCUUCCAGUUUGGCUCGCGACUGUGUAGACAUACUGGAGAAAUGGCAGUCGUCGUCGACGGCAACAGGUGUCGGCGGAGCGGAAACGAUCGCCGCCGUGGAGGAGCUGACCGGAAUUUUGACGAGCUACGAUAUGGAAGCUCUUCUACUCGCUCACGACUCUAUCAUCUCUUACGUCGACGGAUUACAAAGGAAACAGAGUCCUUCGUCCUCGUCGCCGAGCGGUCCUCCGAGCCCUACCUCUAGCUGGAGAGGCUCCCGGGUCGUGGACAACAUUAAAAUUAUCAGAAUCGAGAAAACUAACGAACCUUUAGGUGCUACGGUUAGGAACGAGGGUGACGCUGUUAUAAUAGGUCGUGUUGUACGCGGAGGAGCGGCAGACAAGUCUGGACUCCUACACGAAGGCGAUGAGGUUCUGGAAGUAAAUGGCGUGGAAAUGCGUGGCAAGAGCGUGAACGAGGUGUGCGAUAUUCUAGCCGGUAUGCAGGGUAGUCUGACUUUCCUCGUGCUCCCAGCACCCACGAGUCACAGGAACAAUCUGUCAAGUAGAAGGGAAGACACAAAUCAGAUACAACACAUACGAGCCCACUUCGACUAUGAUCCCGAAGAAGAUCCUUAUAUACCGUGCCGAGAAUUGGGUGUCAGUUUCCAAAAGGGUGACGUGUUACACGUGAUCUCUCAAGAGGAUCCUAACUGGUGGCAGGCGUAUAGAGAGGGUGAAGAGGAUCAGACUUUGGCUGGUCUGGUACCUAGCAAAGCCUUCCAACACCAGCGAGAAUCCAUGAAACAGACUAUCGCCGGAGACAAAUCGACCGUACGCGGCUCUAAGAAAUCCAGUACGUUGUUGUGCGCCAGAAAGAAUCCAAAGAAGAAGAAACGAAACAAGUUCGGGGCAAACUACAAUGACGACGGGUAUCCGCAUUACGCAACGACAGCCAUCGACGAUUAUGACAGCGAGGAGGUGCUUACGUACGAGGAAGUCGCGUUGUAUUAUCCAAGGGCGAAUCACAAAAGACCGGUAGUCCUAAUAGGGCCACCAAAUAUUGGACGACACGAGCUGAGACAGAGGCUGAUGCAAGACAGCGAGCGUUUCGCAGCGGCAAUUCCUCAUACGAGUCGUACCAGGAAGGAUUCGGAAGUGGACGGCCAGGACUACCACUUUAUUUCUCGUUCUCAAUUCGAGUCCGAUAUUCUCUGUCGAAAGUUCGUCGAGCACGGCGAAUACGAGAAAGCUUACUACGGUACCUCCGUGGAAGCUAUAAGAUCCGUUGUAAAUUCCGGUAAAAUUUGUGUUCUUAAUCUCCAUCCGCAAAGCCUGAAGAUCCUUCGAAAUUCGGACUUGAAACCGUACGUGGUGUUCGUGGCGCCGCCGAGUUUGGAGAAGCUACGACAGAAGAGGAUCAAGAAUAACGAGAGCUUCAAGGAGGAGGAGUUAAAGGACAUUAUAGAGAAAGCGCGGGAAAUGGAGGACAAAUACGGUCAUCUGUUCGAUAUGAUCAUUAUAAAUACGGACACGGAUCGAGCGUACAAUCAGCUGCUGACGGAGAUCAAUUCGUUGGAACGGGAGCCUCAAUGGGUGCCUGCGUCUUGGGUUCAAUAAAUGAACGCAGGCUUUCAGGAUACCAUCGAGCCAGAUAUAUUUUCGCUGAAACGUGUAGCGAAAGGCUAGGCAAUUGAGAGAGGCGGCUUUAAAGUCUGACUGGAGAUACUUCCAAGGACUGGUUCUUUUACUGGUGCCUGUUAUACAAUUUUACGUUUCGUACACGCGCGUAAUUAAACUCCUUGCCAGGCUAUCGUACUUCAAGUACCGCUGGUUUGGUGUAGUCUUCCGUGUCGUAUAUGGUGCCAUCUGAUAUUCGAAGAUCGUCGCGUCAGCAAGCAUUUUAGAGGGCGUGGAAAAUCCCCGUCUUGUUGUGAUUUAUCGUUCCUCGAGCCUCGAGGUCUGGCGUCCACCCAGGAAACAGGCAACGAGAACAUCGAGAUCCUCGACUUUGAAUGUCGAAGAAUCCUGCGAUCGACUGGCGUGGCGCUUCUUUUUCAUCGUAACCGGCAAACACUCUAGUUUUCCUCAGCGUAAUUUGUACCGCGAGAUGCCUCGAGGGAAAAAUCGCUACUACUCCGCAUAAGAUAUUAUAUAAUAACGUUUUCCAAAGAUGCGUGAAUCUUGAAAGAGAUCGUCCUACUUCUUUCAAAAGUCACCAGAUAAUUCCCCAGGAUAACACCGAGCCGCGAAGAAAAAAAAAGCGAACCGGAACCGCGAAAAUCUUGGACGGCAGCAGCCUUUUCACUCCGCGAAAGAAUCGAAAGACUUUCACACUCGUUCGUAUCUUGCGCUGUCAGGAAUUUUCACGGCGAUCCUAUAGCAGGGAGACGCGGUCUCUACCGCAGAGUUUUUUAAGUCAAAAAGAAAUAUUUCGCAGAACUUUGCGAGUUGUUAAACGAUUAACGUAAAGACAAGAAAACAAAAAAAAAAAAAAAAAAAAAACCACGUUUCCUCGUAUUUGUAAUUUCGUGUGAACUAGUAAUUCGGAGAAGGCGGAACUCAUAAACGUUUCAUCGUUCGCCCUAGGCACUCUCUCGUGUUUGUUUAGAGAAAAGAAUCAUAACUUUUAAUCCAAGUAGACAUCGUUAAUGCGAGUAUAGACAUAGGCUCGUGUGUGAACCAGCAUAAACAAAUUUUUAAGACACUUUGAAAUGAAACAGGAACUUCUAGGGUACUCCUUUCGUUUUUCGUCCUCGAGCGAUCAUUAGACCUUUCUUCUUUUUGUUUUCUAAUCCGACAUCGAUACUCCAUGUCUCAGCCACUGUUAUAUUUACCACCCACGUGCAUCCUCUUUAUCCUCGACUAGCAAUAACGCAAGAUGUUUUUCGAGUCGAAGAUCAUCGCUGAAAAUGAAACAUGGUUUCGUGGCUCCAAAGAAAAAAAAAAAAAAAAGAAAGAAAAUAAAAUAAAAAAAAAAAACCAAAAGAGUUAAGCGAGAAGAAAUUAAUAGGAAUCGCAUCGACGAUCGAUCGUUUUUAGUUCAGAGAGGAGAGAUUUUCCGAGGGUAGUUUAAUUUCGAUGUCGUAAACCCAGCUAGCAGCGAGAAAACAAUGUUUCCAAAUGAGAGAAACGCGAAAAAAAAGAGAUACUAAUUGCUACCUUUUUAGCCCACUAUUUAAACAAAAGAAAAUUAUGUUAAGAAAUCACGCACGAUGGUCGGAGUAAUUGUGCCAAGUGAUUGGGCCGCGUGUUAAGGAGGACACGAGAACUGAAAUGUGCCAAAAUAUUUGAGUCUCUUUAGAAGAGACUGGGAGAGGGAGAGGGAGUUUUGUUCAGGAAUGACGUAUUAUUAAAAGAGAAAGAAGGAGGAAAAUGUGAGAGGCAAAGAAAUACAAAGAGAGACAGAGAAGGAAGAAAGGACUUAGGAGAAACACGCUCAACGGCACUUUCGUAUCUGUCAUUAUAUUGAUUCUGUAAAUAUUUGUGCACUUGUAUAGAAAAAAAAGAAAGAGAAGAUGAAUAAGAAGUUAUUAUCGUUAUUAUUAUUAAAUAUUAUAAUUAUAUUAAUUAUUAUUAUUAUUAUUAUUAUUAUUAUUAUUA